Molecule: messenger RNA, 4920 nt
Organism: Etheostoma spectabile (orangethroat darter)
Lineage: Eukaryota; Metazoa; Chordata; Actinopteri; Perciformes; Percidae
Gene: sema4c
Product: sema domain, immunoglobulin domain (Ig), transmembrane domain (TM) and short cytoplasmic domain, (semaphorin) 4C
Biological process (GO): neural crest cell migration; semaphorin-plexin signaling pathway; positive regulation of cell migration
Cellular component (GO): synaptic vesicle membrane; plasma membrane
Molecular function (GO): semaphorin receptor binding; chemorepellent activity
Source: RefSeq, a predicted model, not a curated record
AUGGGGAACCUUUUUGAAAAUUUUGUCCAUGACAUGGGGGGGGCCCCUUCAUCAUCUGGGCCCUUUUUUUUUUUCCCGGGUUUGACGGGCCGGGCUCCGCGGGAAAAGAAGAGGGGGUGUGUGCCGGGGGGAAAGACCAACCAGACCGAGUGCUUCAACUACAUUCGUUUCCUGCAAAGCUACAACCACACACACCUCUACACCUGCGGCACCUACGCCUUCCAGCAAUGCACCUACGUGAACGCAGACUAUUUUACCCUCAACACUGCUGCCCUGGAAGAUGGGAAGGGUAAAUGUCCAUAUGACCCUGCCAAGGGGCAUACUGGCCUGAUAGUGGAUAAGGAGCUGUACUCGGCAACGCUCAACAACUUCCUGGGUACAGAGCCAGUCAUUCUGAGGAACCUGGGCCAACAGCACUACAGCAUGAAGAGCGAAUACCUGCCUGCCUGGCUCAAUGAGCCAGACUUUGUGGGUUCUGCCCUUGUGAGGGAGAGCAGCGGCACUAAAGAGGGGGACGACGACAAGAUCUACUUCUUCUUCAGUGAGCGAGCGCUGGAGCUGGACUGUGACACGGAGCUCACUGUGGCCAGAGUGGCCCGGGUCUGCAAGGGGGAUCUGGGUGGUACCAGGACCCUGCAGAAGAAGUGGACCACUUUCCAGAAAGCCCGGCUGGAGUGCUCUCUACCUGAGCGCCAUGUCUCCUUCAACAACCUGAGGGCCGUCUUCACGCUGCCGGGCCAGGACUGGCGGGGCACCAGCUUCUUUGGCAUCUUCCACGCCCAGUGGGGCGACGUAGACGUGUCGGCCGUGUGCCAGUACCAGAUCAGCGACGUGAAGAAGGUGUUUGAAGGAUCCUACAAAGAGUACAGGGAGGCAUCUCAAAGGUGGGGGCGCUACACCGGUGCUGUCCCCGUCCCGCGGCCUGGAUCGUGUAUAACUAACUCAGACAGGGAGAAUGGCUACAACAGUUCUCUGCAGCUGCCUGAUGCCACACUCAACUUUGCCAAGAAGCACCCACUGAUGGAGGACAAAGCUCUGGCUCGCCCCCUGCUGCUCUCCAAGGGUGUCAACUUCACACGGCUGGCGGUGGACCGGGUUAGCUCCCUGGACCAGCGGGCGUACAACAUGCUCUUCAUCGGCACAGCGGAGGGCUGGCUGCAGCGGGUGGUGGUCCUGGGCUCCGAGGCCCACGUCAUAGAGGAGAUCCAGCUGUUUGAGACCGCCCAGCCAGUGGACAGCCUGACCAUCUCACACUCCAAGAAGUACUUGUACAUCGGUUCUCGUUCGGAGGUUCUCCAGCUGCCCCUGGCCAACUGCAGCCGCUAUCAGUCCCAGCCAGACUGUCUGCUCGCCCGCGACCCCUACUGCGCCUGGGACAGCGAGGGGCGGGCCUGUGUUCGCAUCGACCUGCACCGCGGGUCUACUUCAUCCCUGUCACAGGACCUCAUGCUGGAAAGGUUCAGCCGGGGGAAAGCCAAGUUUGAUAAGCCUGUCUCCAUCCCCAGCCCUGAGCACUCCCGUCUGAGGAACGUGACAGUGGUGGUGGGGUCUGACAUGGUGCUGCCUUGCCAGCUGGUCUCCAACCUGGCUCAGCCCUGCUGGGUUUUCAACGAACGUGAGCUCCAGCUGGGUGACCCCGAAGCAGGAGGGCCACACUUCGACCGCACCCUCAAAGCACUCGUCAUCCCCGAAGCGGGCCAGAUGCAAGCGGGCCGCUACAUCUGCUACUCUGAGGAGCAGGGGGUGAAGUUUCAGACAGAGCGCUACCAGGUGGCCGUGGUAGCCAGCGCUCCAGUCUUCAUGGAGGCCCGGGCUCCAGACAGCAGCAUGGGGCUCUUCUGGGUGCUGGUCAUCACCCUGGGAGCGGCGUGCCUGCUGCUCCUUGUGGCUGCUCUUUACUUGCGCAGGAGGCUAAAGCUGGCCCUGGGAAAGGGAGCCGACAUGAAGCCUCUGGAGAGCACCCUGGUCUACCCCAUCACCCUGCCCAAGGAGCCGCCCACCUUUGUGCCCAGCAAGAUGCCCAGCGACGAGGACCGCUUCUGGGAGACGGGCGCCAACUACUACUACUCGGACGGCUCGCUGAAGAUCGUUCCCGGCCACGCCCUGGGGCCCAGCAGCGUCAGCAGCACGGCGUCGCCCAGCGCCAUUCCUGGGCAGCCCAUCCACUCCCCCAGCCGUCUCAGCCUCACCAACAUUCGAGGCUCCGGUAGCAACGGCUACAUCCGCCUCAACCUGAGCACAGCAGGGGAGGAGAGGGCUAGCGGGGCUGGCGCUGGGGGCGGCGGGCUGGGAGGCCUGGGCAUGGGCGGGAACGACUACUCCAGCCCCUUCAAGGAAGAGCUGAGACGCACGCUGCAGCAGAGAAGCGUGCUGCCCGACGCCAACCCUGAGGAGUCAUCGGUCUAGGCCUGUCCUCCUCCGUCUCCAUUCCCUGAGUUGGAAAAACAAAACAACCGACCUACCUCCCUCCUUUUGAGGAUGCCUGCUCUCUCUCUCUCUCUUUCGGUGACACGCUGUCAAUUCCCCCAUACUCUCUCUCGCUCUGCCAAUGCCUGUUUGGCUCACUGUUGACAUUUACAGCCCACAGCAUGUUAAAUAUACACACUCAUACACUUUGUUCGCCAACAUGCACUCCUAUAAUAAUUAUGUUCUGGGCAACAUGCAGUCAUGGCCAUGGCUUUUUCUGCUUCUACUGUGCAAUCGCCAGUCAUGUAAAUUGUGUAUUUAAAAAGGCUGAACGCAGGGGAGAACACCUCAAGCAUGGAAAUCAAACAAAUGGCGUUACGUGUUUUCUGAAGGGCACAUUUCUUUUACGUUGGGUGGACCAAGAGGGUUUUAACCCCCCUGAGCUGAAACCAGUUGACAAACGGCAAGUGCAGCCAACUGGAAAUGUUGAACUGAACUGCUGUCCUUCUGUUUCUUUUGGGACUUUUUUCAGCUUAUUGCACUUAAAAACUGGAAGCGUGUCUUCCCUUUUUUGUAUUUGUGAGCCAAGAGUAUGAGAGCGGUAUGAAGAGACUAAUUAAUCUCGAAGCAAGACGACAAUCACAUCCCCGUAGCAGGAGCUCUGCGAGGGACAGAGAGGACGGGAGAGAGAGCGAGAGACAAAGAGAGAGGAAAUUAAAUAGAAAAAUGAAGUGAUUUGGAGUAAAAGACGCAAGGUUUUUUUUGAAUGAAGGACAACCUCUCAAGACUUUCUCUGCUCAAUUUGUAUUUUUUUUCAUUGUAUUUACCCCUGGAGGACGUCCUUGAUCCCUUCUACUUUCAUCUGUUUUGAUGGUUGGUUUGAAUUAAGGCAUUUCUCGUUCUUUUUCUACGUCUUACCGACUGCAGCAGUGUUCAAAACGGUUAUCAAGUGACUAAUGGCUGCCUUCUGUGAAUGACAAUGCGAGGGCGAGCGCUUGCAUCCAAACGCACCUUCAAGUCCAAUAUACUACAAGUGCACUCCACGCGACAUUUAUUAGAGUCAAAGUGUGUGACAGAUAUGUGUUUUGGCUGAGCCCUUUUGGAUGUUUAUUCAUCUCUGCAGAAAGAAAAGGCCAUUUGCAUUCAGCUCUUAGCAGCCGAACAAUAACUGCACACUUAAUUCCAAAUUGAAGCUGACAUGAAGACAUUAGGCAUGGAGAAUGUAGUUGAACCCUCACUGUUGUGACCGCUGUGGAUGUCUCAAUAAGUGCUUUAUAUCGUAUGUGUAUGGUGAGGGUGCCAAGAAGGAAACUACCCCUCCCACACACACAUACAUACACACACACUCACACACCCACAGUCCUCUGAAUGCCAACCAUCCUGGACCACAGUGUGUUUGUGACGCGUCCAUUAAAACCCCAGAAACCCCUCCUUCUUUACCGAUGCCCAGAGACUGACCCGGGGCUACUGUGGACUUGUACAGAGGAAGAGCACUGUAAAACCCACCAACACAAAAAGAACACACACUCACACACAGUGUUAAUGGAAGAAUGGACAGACAGAUUUCUGCCGUGCUGACAAACUGCUGGCUCCGGGCAGAAAGCAGCCAUAAACUAGUGAAAGGGGUGUUUGUUGUAUGGACGUGUCUGUCUGGAGCAGAGGAGCACAGCAAGAAGCAAGGGGAGGACAAAAAUACUUUGUUUUGCCCCCCCUGUGUACAGUGCGCUGAGAGAGAUGUACUGUAGAAUAUCAAAAUGAUCCCAAGGUUGAAGAGGUACUCAGCCAUCAGCACUCCAUCCUAGUGUUGCAUGAUCCUCUGCAAGUGAUCCGUACAUCUUCCAUAUGAUCAUCCUUGUACUAGUGCAUCAUUUUGAUCGGCCAUUUUUGGACUUUUACAGACCCUCAUAGUGUGGAACAAUAAUGCUUUCUUUGAGAACUUGUCUGGUGUUCUGGUUCAAGGGUUGUACAGGACUUCGUGGCUGCAUUUCAACAUGUUUACUUUUUCUGUGCCUCUUCACCUUUUGGAUAAGCCAAAGUAGACUGCAAUUGGUUUUUGUUCUUGUUGAAAUAAUUCAGUUCAUUUUUAUUUGAUUCCAGAUCGAUAUUUAAGUCUCGCAGUCCGUCCACUUUGCUACUCUGAGCUGAUGUCUGCAACAUUUCUGUAUGUUUUAUCUGCAGUUAAAUUUUCCCUCAAGCAAAACAGCUUGAGGCUAAUGGACUUCCUGUCCGCUUCCUGUUUAUACGUCAGUAGUAAUCUGCUGGGCCCAAAUCUUUAUUCCCUCACUUAUGGAAGGCAGAGUAAUGUACCAAAACUUUAACCUUUAUUUAAUUUGUCAGCCCCUGAAAACCAAAUAUUUAUCUGCUGAUUUGAAGCAGAUCAGUGAUAGAAUGUGCCCACUUUAUAUUAUUACACCCCCUGGAGCAGAUAGCUAAAACGUAUUAGCUUUUUACACUAGUACUUGGUUAAGUCUUAAUAUAUUUCCAUUUUACAAUUAGGUUUUUUAUUUAAUUUAA